Messenger RNA from Armigeres subalbatus, 1080 nucleotides. RefSeq lists its product as uncharacterized. Bases 1 to 1080 code for a protein of 359 amino acids. Lineage: Eukaryota; Metazoa; Arthropoda; Insecta; Diptera; Culicidae. The record is from RefSeq and is a predicted model, not a curated record. Gene Ontology annotation, molecular function: nucleic acid binding; zinc ion binding. The transcript has a single exon.
AUGUUUGAGGAUAUUGUUGGCCGUAGCUGUGAUGCUGAUGCAGUCAAGCUUCAUCAUCUGGACAAAGCAUUAAUCGGUGACGCCGCCGGGUGGAUCACGGCAAAGAUGAUUGUUGAAAAUAACUGCCAGCAAACAUGGAAACAGCUGAGCGACCAAUACGAGAAUCCCAGAGUAAUCGUCGAUUCUCAUCUCGAAGGGCUGCUUGAGAUGAAAUCGAUGACCAAACGCAGCCAUAAGGACUUACUCGAACUUGUGAAGACAUUCAACCGUCAUGUUGGCGGUCUCGAGUACCAGGGACUAGUAGUUGAUGAACUUUCUGGUCUCAUACUUACGAAGAUCCUUACUUUGCGAUUGGAUGACCAAACACUCCAACUGUGGGAAAGGACCCAGCAGCACGCCAAGCUACCCAAAUUUGAAGAUACGAUGCAGUUUCUACGAAGCGAAUGCCAGGUUUUGGAACGAUUUCAAAAUAGGCACCAUAUACCCUUGAAGGAACCCUCUCAACGACACAAAUCACACGCUGCAACCACUGUGACCAUCACCGGUUCCUGUCAAUUCUGUAGUGAAAUCCAUCGCCACUUCGAAUGCCCGGAAUUCAACAAAUUGACACCAGCUGAACGGAGGGAGGAAGUCACCAAGUUGAAAAUCUGCUUCAACUGUCUUCGCCCAGGUCAUCGAUCCCUUAACUGCUCAUCAAAAAAGACGUGCUCCCGCUGCCAAAGGAGGCAUCAUACACUAUUGCAUGAAGAACGAACAUCAUCGACAUCGAAGGAGCGAGCCGCUUUUGAAGAAAAAGACGAAGAAGAAGCCAUCCAAGCCCAAAUCCCGCAACAAGUUUCCGAUGCUGUUGUGUCGUGCAGUCAAUCCCAGGCUGCCAAAACCGUGAUGCUUAUGACUGCCGUGGUGCACAUCAAGGACCCUCGAGGAUGGACAGUUCCCUGUCGUGUGCUGUUGGACAGCGGGUCCCAAGUAAACUUCCUGUGUAAGGCAAUGGCCGAUCGUUUGGCAAAUAAAAGACUACAGGCACACAUACCCAUCGCUGGAAUUGGUGGAGUCAAACCUACGCCAAGGAAAAGCUAA